Saccostrea cuccullata (small rock oyster) is the source of this 3206-nucleotide messenger RNA. RefSeq lists its product as uncharacterized. The record is from RefSeq and is a predicted model, not a curated record. The transcript has 5 exons. Bases 10 to 2964 code for a protein of 984 amino acids. Lineage: Eukaryota; Metazoa; Mollusca; Bivalvia; Ostreida; Ostreidae.
GCGACUCCCAUGAAAAUUCACGAACGAAUUUUCUUUUUAAACAAAGAUGUGUGCGUGUUUUGCAGUUUAAAAAACAGACAGAGGUAUUAUAUAAUUAAAGUAGAUAAAAGUAAAGGCGCAGCCUUUGAAUUGACAGUGAACUUUUUAAAGAAAGACCUCAGCAUCGAGGAGAAUUUAGGAACCUACGCCUGUAUAUCUUGCUACAAAAUGUUGCAAAGAAUAAAUGAUAUUGACAGUAGGCGCACCCAGUUACACGAUAAGCUUAUGUCAAGCUGUCAAAAGUUCAGAGUCAUUAGUGUGAAAAAGCGCAAUAUUCAUGGAAAUCAAACCCCUACAAUGUCAAAGUUUCAGGAUCAGAAAUCCACACCGGUGUCAUCACUGACUUCAGCGUCACAUGGUCUCGACUUGCCAUCUGGAAGCAAAGGUUCUCUUAAAAAAAUAUCCAAACCACCGACACCAAGUACGAGUAAGUUAUUAACAAGGUCUUUGUUUCCAUGUCCUUCUACAAAAGACACAGAUAGUCUUGCUGUGCCUCUGUCACCUCUCAGAUGCAAAAAACAAGAACUAAAGACUGUGCAGAUUUCAAAACUGAAACACACUGUAUCAUUUCGUUCUGCUCAACUUGUUGAGCAACUUCUUCUUGUCACAACAGCCUUAGCCAAUGGUAGUAUCAGAAAAGCAUUAACAUUACUCUUGAAUUCGUCUAAUGCUACAGUCAAAGAAAAAGUAAAAAGAGAGAUUCAAAAUGUGAUAAAUAAAGAGUGUUCUACCCUUUCCAAACGUGAUCUACAACUGCAGAAGACAGAUACUAGUGAUUUGGAAAGCUUUGACUUGAAAAAAAUUCAGGAAGACUUCGAAAUCCAUGCACCUUUCUUAUGGUCUUUUGCCUCGCAGGCAAAGUACACCAAAACAUAUGAUUGUGUAAAAGUUACUUCAGCUUUGUGCGUUCUAUUGCAGGGGAGAUCAAGAGUUCUCAAUUCCCUUCAACAUUCUGUUGCCAUAGCCAUGUAUAAUAAUCAGCUACAAAAAGAUGGAUUCUCGGUGUUAGCGAGAUUGGGAUUCUCCGUUUCACAUGCGACAAUGAAUGCAAAGUUAAACAUUGCUAAAGCACAGAAUGAGAAUCUCAUGAAGACAUAUCAGAGCAGUUUGAAAGACUUUAUAGCAAGUAAUAGAUCCAGCUGUGUUGAAGUGAUUGAAGCCGAGCACACAUAUGCUACUGUUGGUGUUGAAAAGAAACUUAUGGGUAGAAUAAAGGAACAUUCGUAUGCAGUGUAUAAUGCAGAACCUGAAAGAAACAAUGCACCUCUAGGUUACAGAUUUAAUCUUGAUAAUUUAGAUUUUCAUAUCCGAGUUCGAGAAAUGACACAAGAACAUCAGAACAUUUCUAGGCAUUUCACACAAAUUAUGGCCUUGGUUGAUCGUGUUAAUUGUGAACAUUUGUCAGAUGAACCUGUUGGAGAUUUGUUGAAUGUUCAAAACAGUGAAUUUCUCCCAACUGUUGAAGACAACUACACUUUGAGAAAAGAUAUGAUACAGGUUGUAUCCAACAUUCUUGUGGAAAAUCUACCAUCCUUUGAAGUAUUUAAGAACAUAUACCCAACACACUUCUUGCACAUUUACUCUACAGAAAUGGCAAAGAAAUCAACUGUGAUACCACUGGGCAUUUUGCUUAAAAAUGAAAACAAAACAAAUGACAUGAUAGAGAUCCUGGAACACUUGCAUCAGUUUGUCCCUGGGGCAAGGACAGAUGUGGAUGAAAUUCAUGAAAGAGAGGAAAGAAAUAUCCAAAUGCGAGCCAUUCCAGUUGGAGGUGACCAACUUACAUGCGAGAGGAUACGUGGUGCACAUAUGGCCCGUCUGGAUGCUGAUAGCCAAGAGGAAAGACUGGAGGGACUAAUUACGAUGGUUGAAGACUUCCAUGAGAAGAUAAACUUCCUACAGGCAAUGAUGGAUAGGUUCUAUAAAGCAGCCAGUGCAAGAGAAAUGGGGACACUGUACCAACUCAGAAACAUUAUUAACAGAAGAAAUGUUGUAAAAAAUGCAAGUGCUGAUUACCAUGCGGUUGGUUCUUUUAUUGAUUUGGUUACAGAUGCACACAUUAUCACAGCAGCUUUGAAAGCAUUUGGUAUGACAAAUAUUGAGGACCCUUGCCCAAAAAUUCCUCAUUUCAUGGAUCUUGCUGAUGAAAAUGCAAAAAAGAGAGUUUUGGAUAAGAUAGUUGGGGAAAUGGUGGACACCUUUUUCUUGAACAGCUUUGCAUUAACUGUAAAUAGAAUGGAAGGUAAUGCAAAUGAAAUGGGGGGUCCAAUUACAGAUGAUGGGGUAUUCAAUUAUGCCACAAAUGUUACAAAAUAUGGACUUCUUAGAAAAAUUUCUGUUCUGGCCACCAGAAGUGGAGAUGGUAUUCGACUAAUAAGGCACUGGAAAUAUGCCCUGUUAGUAUAUGACCUAUCACACAAGAUUAAGUACAGACUUGAAUCUUUCCUACUUUUGGCUGGUGUGAAUGCAGUUUUCACAGAAAAGCAGAGACAUCAGAUUAUCUGGAACCGGUUUGUAAAUUUGUCUGGAGGAAAAGAUAAAAAUCUUGAUGGGGAUUAUGUCAUGGAGUUGCUUAACAAGUAUGCAAAAGGACGUGUAAAAUUAUUGGGUCCUAAUCAAACACCAGAAGUUGUAGACAGGAUCGGGAAGACAAUGAUGUUUUGCCAUAAUGUGAAUGAAAAACUGGAAAGAGAAAUUGGAGUUCAUCAAGGAGGCACUGCUCAUGCACAAAGAGACAAAACACUUGAUUUGAGAGCUGUUGUAAACCAGUUAAAAAAUGCUGAUGUAUUUUCCGUCAUAAGAGGUAGGCGACAUGACUCAUUUAAUGAACAAUUUGAUAUGUUCCAUGAAGUUAAUUCACAGGUUCUUCAUAAGUGGUUGAAUGAUAAGAAACAGGAGUAUUCAAAUGGAAAGUAUGCAUUUUAAGUGACUGUCUUAUGAAAUGUAUGUGUCAUUUUACUUUUGUGAAAUAUUUUGUUUUGAUACUCAAAUGUUUUCCAUACCAUAUGCAUUUCUUUUGAUGUUAAUGGUGCAGUUUAAUUUCUAAAGAUGAUAUGUUUCAAAAGUCUUAAACCAUUUAAUAAAUUUGAUUACACAUUUUGCCAUUUUUCAAACUCCUUUUGAUGUAUCAAGUUACUCUGUAAAGACAUUUUCUUAUAUUAAUUUUG